UAAACCUCGUUUUCCACUAUGAUGUUGGACUCUAACUUAUUGGAUGUUCUGUUGCUUGCAAACUUACUGGAGGUUUGUCUCAGUGGCCCUUCGUAAUGGGGUAAAAUUCCCCAUUCUUUCUGUUUCGUUCUCUGCCUGUACCGAAGGCGAGGCGGCCUUCCGCUAGUCGACUUUGGCUGUCGGAUUCAUCUCUCAACUUGUGAAGGCAGCCAAUUUUUUGUGUGUCGGUUUAGCCGGUGUCUCAGCCGCGGUUCUCUGUUGCUGCUUCCUCGAUUUGUCGGCCUGCUUGUUUGACCCCAGUUCUUAAUCACGCGUACAAAACCUCUCAACAGCCGUCGAAGCCACCGCGGGGUACCUCAGCAGAAGCUGUGCAAGCUUCCGUCGACAUCUGAAGCUCUCCCGGAGGAAAACAUCUUUCCGACGAAGACAGCAGCAGCUGCUGUUCACUGGGAUCCAGCGCUUUUAGUAAAGUUGCGGAUGGGCUGCCUUUCACGCAUUCCUUUCCUUUUGCAACUCGAGGAGCGAACAUCGCCUAUCUACAUCCCGCCAGGUAUGGCACGGAUCCUUCUUCGGUUUUCACAGGGUUUGUGUAGCUUCACUGCGUUGAUACCUUCGGACGCGGAAUUCUUCCCCACGUCCUUCCCCUUUCCUGGAUGACUGAAGUCUACGUUUCUCGCCCGUGCUUUCUCUCAGACACUUACGUGCAACCGACGGCUACCGGCGUUUCAGGCGGCAAACAAUGCCUCAUUCGCUUCUCGGUUGGCUUGCAAGACUCGCAGAUUUUGUGUUGACCGACGAUGAUAAUCUUGACUUCUCCAGUCACUUUCCUAUCUGUCAAAGGCUGCGGCAGGGACAUAUCAGUUAAAGCGUCUGGACAGUAUGGCGGACUUCACAAUCCUUUGGUUCUGCGCCUCGGUGUGCGCCCUCGGCGCGCUGAUUCUUUCGUCGAGUGAUUUCACAUUUCUCGUCGCGGCGACUACUGCGAUUCAGAAGAUGAACAUCCUCUUCACGCACUUGAAGAGUCGCGAAGCCAUUUUGGAGCGAAUCCGAGCCAUCCGGGCCGAGGCCGCCGGCACUGGCAGCGCGGAAGAGUCCGACUCCAGUGUCCGGUCCGCUGCUGCCGAGCUAAGCGAGGUCUGUGUGCACCCGGAGUUGGUCGGAAAUGACGUUCUCAAGGUCAUGUCUGCGGUUAAAGACGACACCGAACAAAGAGCCGAGCACACACGCGAGCGAUCGGAUGAGCGCGUGGCCGCCCUCGAGGCUGCUCCUGAAAAGGCGCUGGAAAGUGACAAGCAAGCCGCGCGGGCCUUCCGCAAGCUCGCCAAGAAACAACUGGAACAGAUUCUUGCGGCCAACAUCGAAGAUCAAACGGUGUUUCUUUUCGGGGCUUCCAACGAGGUCUUCGUUUUCGCGGCGAAGACACGCCGUGUGAUCGUGAUCGAGAAAGAGCCUGAGGUCUGUGACAAGUUCCUCGCUUCCGCCCUCGGAAUCUGUUCAAUGAAGGACAACGUCCACAUUUUCUGCAUGAAGCAAAACAACUUGGGAGAGCGCGAACGCCUCGUUGCUUUUUUCUCCAUGGCUGAAAGUCUGAUUCAAGAUCAGUACAGCGACAUUCCCAUGGACGUCUUGCACUCGGACAUGAAUUACCCUGUUGCACUAAGUCUCAAGAUUUUUGAGGAGAUCGACCAAUCGACAACGCUUGUUCUACGCCACCGCUUAAGCCACGAUGCUUUGGAGGUUCUCGGAAAAUACUAUCGCCAGGUUCUGCUCGUUCUUCCCGACGAGAUGGAUCCCGACAUGACAAGUUCGGUCGCGGUGCUGCUGCUGCGGAAGAGGUACGCGCCAGAUCCUCCACAGGAUCUCUGGGAGUCAUAUAUCAGCCCGGAGUGGCAACUGGCUCCGAAUGAAGAGCCGCUGAUUCUCUUUAGGGAUCUCCUUCGACAGAUAUCCCAGCGUUUCCAGUCCGAGCUGAACGAGCUGGAGAACACUCGCGUAGGCGUUCAGGCCCGGGCUAUCCGCGCUCACUACCACUUGGCUACUGAUGAAGAAAGGCAGGGAGACAUCGCGUUUUUUGAUGAGCUCAAGACCAUGCUGGAUAGCCCCGAGACUGACGUCGCUUCUGUACAGGAACUGCUCCGGAGGAGGUCACAGGAAGUAGCAGACAUAGAGCGCAGUACGUCCGUUUUGAAAGAGUACUUUGAGCCGAUUGACAACGCCAUUGCUGCAAUGCCUGAUGAACCAUUGAAACGCUUACUUCAAGACAUGCAAAACGACUUCGUCGUGGCGACGAACAAGAUCGACACAACUGAUAGCCAGCUGGAGUUGCUAGAAGAUAUUCUCGAACUUUUGAAUCCCGAGUUGUUCACAAGUUCCGAACUCCUGCCAAAGUCGCUUCACGCGCUGCGCGUGGCCGUUGCCUCACUAAACAUUAUCACCGACGCCCACACAAUUGUUCGCGAUAUUGAACAGGCUGUUUUUCGAAAUGUUGACCCGGUCACCAUUGUUAAGUCAUAACGGGCCAAUCUUUUAAACAUUGCGAGGGACGCAAACUCGAUGAGGGGUAUUUCCAGGGUCCCCGUUUCGCAUUUUCGUUGUUCGUGUUCCAGCGGGGUAACUUCUGCUUGAUAAGGGAUGAUGAAAACAAACUGACUUCUUUUU
Molecule: messenger RNA, 2658 nt
Organism: Toxoplasma gondii ME49
Lineage: Eukaryota; Apicomplexa; Conoidasida; Eucoccidiorida; Sarcocystidae
Exons: 9
Coding region: 880-2514 (544 amino acids)
Source: RefSeq, a predicted model, not a curated record